Molecule: messenger RNA, 1839 nt
Organism: Theobroma umbraticum
Lineage: Eukaryota; Viridiplantae; Streptophyta; Magnoliopsida; Malvales; Malvaceae
Product: putative aminotransferase ACS10
Biological process (GO): amino acid metabolic process; biosynthetic process
Molecular function (GO): L-aspartate:2-oxoglutarate transaminase activity; aromatic-amino-acid:2-oxoglutarate transaminase activity; pyridoxal phosphate binding
Source: RefSeq, a predicted model, not a curated record
AAAAAACCUCAAAACUCAGAAACAAGAAAAAAAAAGAAGGAAAGAGACACAAAGCUAUUAUUUUUAUUCAUCCGUUGAACAUUAAUCAGAAAACCAGAAAAACCCUAUUUUCAUUCCAUUUUUCAUCUUCAUUUUGAGUUUUAGUGGCCAUGAGUUCACUGCAAUGACGCAAACCCGAUUUUCCCGGACUCGGAGCCCCGACCGAAAAGGACAAGCCAGAGGGGGAGGGGGAGCGGCCAUGAGAGUGAUAGUUCUCUACAAGGUGUUUGUCAAGGAAAGGAGGCUUAAUUUUAGGCUCAUAAUUCCUUGCGCUCUCUUUUACUUUCCAUUCUAUUUGAAGCGACGCCGUAAUGACCAGGAUGACCAGAACGAAUCGAAUUCCCCGGGUCAAAACCAGACAACACGGUCGCCGUCGUCGGGGCAGUUGACGGAGCUUCCUGGGUUGAUACGUAAUCUGUCUCGGGCUUUGCUAUCAAGAAGUCCGAGUGGACCCGUUUCACUGUCAGGUCGAGUUUGUGGGAUUGUGAAGGGUGCCGAUUCUCCUUAUUAUGCGGGCUUGAGGCGGGCCAAGGAGGACCCGUAUGAUGAAUUGGGUAAUCCGAAUGGGGUCAUCCAGCUGGGUUUAGCGGAAAACAAGUUGUCGUUAGAUUUGGUUAAGAAUUGGCUAGCAGAGAAUGCGAGGGAAGCGAUCUUGGGAAAUGGAAAGGAGCUGAGCAUUAGCGGGAUUGCAACUUACCAGCCUUUUGAUGGAUUGAUGGAGUUCAAAGUGGCUGUGGCAGGAUUCAUGGCUCAAGUCAUGGAGAAAGCUGUUUCCUUUAAUCCUUCACAGAUAGUGCUGACUGCUGGUGCAACCCCUGCAAUUGAGAUUCUUAGCUUCUGCUUAGCAGAUGCUGGAAAUGCAUUUCUUGUUCCAACGCCAUAUUACCCUGGUUUUGACUGGGAUGUAAAAUGGAGAACUGGGGUGGAGAUGAUACAUGUUCCUUGCCGAAGUGCUGACAACUUCAAUUUGAGUAUAACUGCUCUGGAUAUAGCGUUCAACCAGGCAAAGAAACGUGGGCUGAAAGUGCAUGGGAUCAUAAUAUCAAACCCAUCAAAUCCUGUUGGCAAUCUUCUAAGUCGGGAAACACUUUAUAACCUUUUAGACUUUGCGAGAGAGAAGAACAUCCAUAUUGUCUCUAAUGAAAUAUUGGCUGGAUGUACUCAUGGAAAUGAAGAAUUUGUGAGCAUGACAGAAAUUGUUGACCUGGAAGAUGUUGACCGGAAAAGAGUCCAUAUAGUAUACGGUUUGUCAAAAGAUCUUUCUCUUCCAGGCUUUAGGGUUGGUGUUAUUUACUCUUUCAAUGAGGAGGUUCUGGCUGCCGCAAAAAAGUUGACGAGGUUCUCAUCCAUUUCAGCUCCAACCCAGCGUCUGCUCAUCUCUAUGCUAUCCGAUAUAAAAUUCGUUCAAACAUUUAUUACCAGUAAUAGGGAGAGGCUUCGAAGAAUGUAUGUUCAGUUCGUGUCAGGGUUGAAAAAAUUGGGCAUAGAGUGCAUAAAGAGUAGUGGGGGUUUCUAUUGUUGGGCUGAUAUGAGCGGGUUAAUCAGCUCUUAUAGUGAGAAAGGGGAACUUGAGCUUUGGGAUAAGUUGUUGAAUAUAGCCAAGGUCAAUGUAACUCCAGGGUCUUGUUGUCAUUGUAUUGAACCUGGAUGGUUCCGCUUCUGUUUUGCCGCAUUGACAGAGAAAGAUAUCCCUGUGGUUAUGGAACGGAUUCAGAAAGUUUCUGAAACCUGUAAAUUGAAUAGUUGAAAUGUUGUUUGUUUUCUCCAUGGUUUUAGACAACCCGAGAUUUUUUAAUUGAA